AUGAGUGAUAUUAUUCUAUCGUCGAGCAACAAAUGCUGGCUAGUAGUUAUUUAUAAUUAGAUGUAGUCUAUCCGUUUAUGGGAUGUUAAGACAGGAUAAUAAAAAGCCAAAUUAGAUGGUCAUUCGGUAGGAGUUUCUCCUGUCAAUUUCUCACCUGAUGGAAAUACAUUAGCUUCUGGUAGUGAUGAUAACUCUAUUCGUCUUUGGAAUGUAAAAACAUCAAAGGAAAUACUCCAAUCAGAUAGUAGCUAUAAAGAUUUGCUUUCCUAGUUCAACAUACCUCUUCAGAAUAGCUCCUUAUUGCCAAAUGGUAUUUAUUAUUAAUUAUUAUUUAGUUAAUCCUUAUUGUACAAUACUUAGAAUCUGUUAGAAUCCUUUGUUUCAAGCAUCAGGAACACUUAUCUUACAAGGACAAUUCAUGAAUUAUUAAGGAAUAGAUUUAAAACCAUUGUUCAAAUCCAAAGGAAGUUGCUUUUUAGAAGACUUAAAGCAAAAGAAGUGA
Messenger RNA from Paramecium octaurelia, 502 nucleotides. Lineage: Eukaryota; Ciliophora; Oligohymenophorea; Peniculida; Parameciidae. The record is from the annotation of a GenBank genome assembly.